Messenger RNA from Asterias rubens (European starfish), 3687 nucleotides. Its product is annotated as putative sodium-coupled neutral amino acid transporter 11. Gene Ontology annotation, biological process: amino acid transmembrane transport. The record is from RefSeq and is a predicted model, not a curated record. Gene Ontology annotation, molecular function: amino acid transmembrane transporter activity. NCBI's taxonomy places the organism in Eukaryota, Metazoa, Echinodermata, Asteroidea, Forcipulatida, Asteriidae. Bases 528 to 1919 code for a protein of 463 amino acids. The transcript is spliced from 12 exons.
GUACCGACCGCCCGGUGAAUUUUUAAUCAGCAGUGAUCCUCAUCUUAAUGUGUGUUUGACCAUAGAGUAAGGACAGAGAUGGUUUGACAAACAAGUGUUUAUCCGAAUCUGGAGCAUUGGGCUGACUUGGUCUAGGUUCAUCAUUUGUCAUAAUUUAUUUCCCUCGUCAUCUUCAGAUACAUUGCAUCCAGGCUUUACCGAACUGAGAGCAAAGGUAAAUACAACAUCGACGACCGCAGUGUGCAAAAUACUCUGCCAGUUCUGCCUCCUCGACCUCCUCCGAGCGCCGUGAUCCUGCGCUUCUAAUUAAUUCUUCACGGUCGAGUGACACCACCAUCUCCUCUGCCUGCUCUGCUGCUGACUGCUUUCAUCUCCCUGUGGAUGUCUCUUUGAGUUGGGUUUGUGCUGCAUUUCAUACCAUCUUGUUGGCAGGAGAUAGACGCAAGAGACAAAUUUAAGGAUUUUGCAGUCGGGAAGUUGUCCUUUUGACGUGAAGAGGUCGUCUCGUCGAUUCAUCAUCAAUCAUCAUGGCGGAAAGCCCAACCGAGAAGACGCACAUAGCCAGCAAUGAGAUGAUGCCGAUGUCGACUCAUGACACAGCACAGCUGGUUGAGAAAGGGGCAGAGGCAGCCCUUGAUGAUUCUAAGGAUCAAGAUCGCAGUGGCAUUCCAGGAGCUAGCUUCAAUAUCGCUAAUAGCAUUCUUGGAUCCGGAAUUAUAGGUUUACCAUAUGCCAUGAAGAAGGCCGGUCUACCCCUGGGAAUUAUACUUAUUCUGCUAAUAGCUGGUGUCACAGAUUAUUCUCUUCUUCUGUUGAUCCGUGGUGGUGAGCUCUCUGGAACCACCACUUACCAGGAUCUCGUCCAGGCCACUCUUGGAAUACCUGGUUUCUACUUUCUCUCUUUCAUCCAGUUCUGUUAUCCGUUUGUGGCGAUGAUCGGCUACAAUGUGAUCAUUGGUGACACAAUCACGAAGGUGUUCGAGCGAUUAUUGAGCGAUGACCAUGUUCUUGCGAACCGGUACUUUAUCAUCAGCAUCAUCACGGUGCUGAUUUCUCUUCCCUUCUCGCUGUAUCGCAAUGUCUCCAAACUUGUUAAGGUGGCCAUAGUAUCUAUUGUACUUCUUGUAGUGCUCAUCAUAAUAAUGUACAUCAGGGUCGGAACUCUACACAUUCCGCCCACGGAUGGUGCGUGGAACUUUGCUAACUUCCAGUUCACUGAGUCUAUUGGGAUCAUUACAUUUGCCUAUAUCUGCCACCAUAAUUCCUUCUUGGUCUACACAUCCCUGGAGACACCAGACUCACACAACUGGUCAAAGGUCACACACUCGGCCGUCGUCAUGGCAACCUUUCUCUCCAUCUUAGUUGGCUUGGGUGGCUUCAUCACCUUCACUGGUUACACCCAAGGUGACGUUCUGCAGAAUUACUGCCACACUGAUGAUCUGGCCAAUGUCGGACGGGUUGUGUUUGCUGUCACCAUCGUCUGCACCUACCCAUUGGAGUGCUUUGUGUGCAGAGAGGUCCUUGAGAAUUUCAUUGUGCAUCAUGGGUGGGCGACCUCUCCUCAGCCCAUUCAACGCCACCUGAUCCUCACCCUCGUCCUAGUGGGAUUAACCCUAGGCUUCUCCAUGAGCACAUCGUGUCUAGGAAUCGUCUUAUCCAUAAACGGGAUAAUAGCUGCUGUUCCAUUAGUCUUCAUGCUCCCCACGCUUUGCUACAUCCGUCUGGCCGAGGGUCACUGGUACGCGCUUCACAAGGUUCCCUCCCUCAUCAUCUUCUGCUUCGGGGGUCUGGUCUGCAUCUUUGGCCUGGUGACCAUUUUCAUCGAUCCGUCGAGCUCGCAGUGCAACAGCAAAGAUCUGCCGUACUGCAUGAGCGAUAACAGCACAGCAUUACCUACAGCGAUGUAUACCUCUUCGUGAUGGAGUUAGCUCGUGGUGCCCGAACGGGGUAUGGUAGUACCCUGAUGGGAAGAACAAGUCUCCAAUCGAGGUUAUGGUAUCACCCGAACGGGAUAGUAUAUGUAGGUGAUUGUGUAUUAACAUUCCUUGUGCUAACCCCCAACUAAACCCAAACUGUGGUAUGGAUUCGAAACGGCUCAAACCAUCAAUGGGUCCAGUUCUGCCAAUCUUAAUAGAUGUUUAUUUUGGUGUUGUGUAUGAAAAUCUCACCUGGCCAGUGAAAUAAUAUUCCAAAAGCCUUUUUAAAACACCAGGGGUCGAUUCUGCAAAGAGUUAGGACUAGUCCUAAGUCCUAAGUUAGGACUAGUCCUAGGAGAUAUAAAAAACUGAAGGCUAGUCCUAAGUUAGGCAUGUAACUAGUCGUAACUCGAUAUAACACUUGUCUUAACUCUUUGUGAAAUCCACCCCAGGGCCCAGUUUCACUGCUCUGCUUACCGGGGGGUUCUUACUGGGGAAUUAGUCACUAUUUUGCGCUAGCUGUGCAAGCAACGCUUUGCGUCGUACGCACAACAAUUUCUUGCUUACCUAUGGGGUUUUAAUAUCAGAAUCUAUAAGCAUUUUUUUUUGUCCAACGACAGUAAGCAGAGUCGUGGAAAUAGGGUUGUGUGAGCUCCUUUGGGACCCCAAAGAAGAGGAAAAACAAACCUGCCUUUCCUUCUGGAUAAUUUUUUUAUUUUCUUAAUUUUUAUUUUAGUCGCCCUAUUUUUUUAACAACAUUUGGAUCACAACUUUUUAAUUGCGAUGUUUCUCGUUGUGUAUGUAAAUAUUCUCGAGUGGUUCUGAAUAGAUUUAAAUAUAUACUUUUAGAACAAUAGAAAUCGCUGUGUCAGUGCAAAAACGUAUCUCCCAAGUAGCAAUUAUGUGAGUUAUGCAAGUUUGAAAGUCUCAAAAUAUAUCUGGAGCCUUUUAGAGCCAGAGAGAACAUUUUUGCACUAUCAAAACGUUUUUUUGCACUGAUGCGACAAAACAAAACAUGAAGAAUGCUGGGCUCUUAUGUGACUGCUGUGCACGCCCUCUAUGUCAGCUAUGAACAUCAGUACCAUGUGACAUGCGUGUGGCCAAAUGGACCAGAUCAACCAAUGGGAAAGCUGGAAUUGGUCAGACAGCUAAAAUUGUAGCGCACAUGGGUUGCCUCAAAGCAGGAUGCACAGCAUUUGGAUUUUUUUGUGUUUUAAAUAUAAUAUAUUUAAAAUAUAUAGCCUAACUGUGGCAUUUAUUCAAAAGAAUUGUACUAAAAAAAAAAAGUAUGUUCUACAAUAUGUUGUGUUAAGUUGCUUGUAAAUUUGGUCAUAUUUUAAAACACUUAUUUAUUAUAUUGCUAUCUGUAUGUAUAUUUGUAUGAUUUAACCUAAAAAGAAAAUGUAUGUAUAGGUCAAUGGAUAUACAAAUAACUGCCUUUUAGUUUUUGUGGGGUGUGUGUGUGUGUGUGGGGGGGGGGGGGGGGGGGGUCCGUCCUAGAAAAUAUGCAUGUCAGUGGAGCAGACUAGAUCAUGUGUGAAGAUGGUGCAAUAAUAAGGGCGGACGUAGAGUUAUUUAGGGGCAUUUUCAGUAUUAAAUUUUGUCUUUGUGAACUUUGGCCCACCACAUUGCUUUUAGCAUGCAAGAAGAGAAAUAGGUCUUGUUACGCAGGCACUGGUCAAGGCUAGGGCAUGCCAAUAGACCCCUUGCAUGUGACGUCACAUACUCAAACAGCGCCCUCACUGGGGUCAAAAGAGGCAAAUAAUAGACC